CUGAUCAUACUUGAUGUUCGACUUGUUUCUCGUCGCGAGAAACUUUCAGGAACAGGGGCAAGCAAAAUCGAUAGAGCACUUCAUACGUCGAUGCACGCAGAGAACAGAUCAUUGUCCUUGAGACUGUGGCUUUUGACAAGGAUUUCGAAAAACUAAAGGCAGAUCCAGAGUACGUGGCGAUUAAGAAGAGGGUCGUGUCGCUGAUUCCGGACACGGAAAAGAUCAAAGAGAUGUUGCUGGACAAGUAUGAGAAAAUUCAGGAUGUCGAGGCAUCUGCCCUGGCCGCCGCCGCCAAGGCCGGUCGUCCCAAACCACCACCACGCCCAAAAAAACCAGAAUUUCUCUCGUCGGCGCGACAUGAUGGUCAUGUACCGAUAGCAGGAUCGUCGUCGGUACUGAAAUCAUCAUCCUCGACACUAGAGACAUCUCUAUCCGCUUUUCAGAUAUCGACUUCACAGUCUGAGCAAUCGAGUCUUUUGUACUCAAAUCCUAACCAAAUGGCAGGACUUCAAGUAUCGAUGGUAUCCAUGUCCAUGACCGCUCCCGGCAGUAUGGUUCCCUCGGCUCCACCAGCUACCUCGCUCGCAUCGUAUAAGCCUCUUCAGCCAACAAUCUACAAAACCUCUUCCUCGCCAUCAGCCUCGUCGCCAGUCUUUCAACCAAUUAUCACUUCAUCUGUAGGCGGUAUGAUAAAUUCAGGACCACAGGCAUCGACGUCACCGGCGCCAACGAGUAUGGCCGCAGUACCUAUCAUACCAGGACCUAGAUUGCCGCUUCAGCCAUUGAGUAACCCUAUUUCUGCGCCAAGACUAGCAUACAAUAUGAUACCCCCAGCAUCUGUUCCAGCAGUAAUUGCGAACGGAAAAGGUGAAGGUGUCAAAAAGGCCUCUGAACAAUUACCAGCCGUUUCGAGCAAUGUCCAGAUUAUAACAUCACGAGGCAAUGGAGCCUCUGACGAUAGUUAUAAGUAUCCACUUUCGAUCAAGCCUCAGCGGUUGUUGGAAUAUAUGAAGCAGCCAGACGGAGCGUCGUUGUUGCUGAUUGAUGUGCGUAUGCAGGUCCAAUACGCUCAUGCGAGGAUUAAGACGCCUUCAAUCGUCAAUAUCGAACCACCUGCGCUAAGAGAUGGUGUUUCUGCGAAAACCAUUGCGGACCAGGGACUAUUCAACAACCCACCCUCGGAGCGGAAAUUGUUUGCAGACAGGGCAUCUUUUAGUCUUGUGAUUUACUACGACCAAAAUUCGACAGAGAUACCGACUUCAGGGCCACUCUGCAAUCUGUUCAGAGCCCUUCACGACCUGGAGUUCGAGAAACCGCUUUUUCGGAGGCCUGUGUUUCUCAUCGGCGGGUUCGAUGCGUGGCUCGAGUGCACAGGGAUGAAAUGGGUCCAGGGAGAAGGCGUGGGGGGUACGGGACGUGUAGGGCCGUCGACACCCCCAUCUUCGGAUGCUAGUAAUAAGGCCUCCGCAACGUCCAUGGACAACUUUGAGCAUCGGCCAGGAUUGUCAGCCAUCCCUUACGACUAUUCGUCCCAUAACAGUGCUAUAUUCGCUAAGCUUUCCAGAGGUGGAGGUAUCAAUCGGCGCGAUGGAAAUAUCAUCCGACGGAACCUUGACGAUUAUCUAAAACGCGAUGAUGGUCCUCAAUCGAUGGUGAACGCAAGGAUAGGAUCGAACGUGCCCAACAUGGCCUAUCCUCCGCGUGCGACGCCCUAUACCAAUAUCAACGCCUCGUCCUACCCUCAUGCCCACUUAACUUAUAACACCGCCCCGCCAAGUAGUGCUAGUGCCAUCAGUGAUGGAGCAUAUGGAGGUCAUCCGCCAGAUCUACGGCAAAGUCAGCUGGAGGGCGUAACACCGACUCCGCGGGCUUACAGGAGCGAUGCGGGCAAGCUGCAGAGGCGCCAAACGAUUUACGACGACCACUGGAACAACUUCGGAGCGACCGAUAGAUCUCAAGUACAGCACGCGACCUCACCACCAGUUCCAGCUAAGAUUCCGAUUUCAGACACCAGUAUGUCGAUCGGAUUAUCAGAGGCACCCAUGUCGUCAGGACCAACUCUGCCUUCGAUCAUGCCUUCAACAUCAUCGAUCCGACCCCUGAUCCCCUCAAAGCCCAUGCGACCGCUUCCACAGCCUCCAGGAAUGAACGACCUGAAGGAUUAUACAAAAUUUGGAUCUGGAUUUUCAAAGAUCGGAGGAUCGCAGCUGGGCAAAACUGGAUUGACGAAUCUCGGCAACACUUGCUUUAUGAACUCGGUGAUCCAGUGCUUGAUCGCAACACCACCGCUGUCGCGGUAUUUCUUGGACGGAAGUUUCAAACGCCAUAUCAAUGUGAAGAACCCUCUGGGGACGCAGGGAAAACUCGCAGAUGCGUUUUCAGAUCUAAUCAGGAACAUGUGGAGCGGGCAGUCGUUAGUGGUGUCACCGACGAGUUUCCGUUAUGCGAUCGGAGGCUUUGCACCGCAGUUUAAGGGCACGGAACAGCACGAUUCGCAAGAGUUUUUAUCGUUCCUUUUAGAUGGGCUGCAUGAGGAUUUGAAACUCGAGCCCAGGCCACCGCCUCCGGGGGAUGACGAGGGAUCGGAGGCGGAUGAGGCUCGAAUGGAGAGUUUGCCCGAGUAUGAGGCCUCGGAGAUUGCGUGGCAGCGGUAUCUGAGAAGAGAUAACUCGAUCGUGGUGAAUUUGUUUCAGGGCCAGUUCAUGAACCGGUUGCAAUGUACAAAGUGUGGCAAGACAUCAACGACUUACAAUGCCUUCAUGUAUCUGGCCUUGCCAAUCAUGGCCAAGACGAGCGGACGGCAGUCGCAGACGCUGUUGUCAUGUUUGAAUGCGUUUGUAGAGCCUGAGAUUAUGGAAGGCGAUAAUGCAUGGAACUGCCCCAAGUGUCAGAAGCCACGGAAGGCAACCAAGCAGUUAACUAUCAGUCGUGUCCCGGAUGUGCUGUUGAUCCAGUUGAAACGAUUUUCGUCUGAUGGGCCAUUCAAGAAUAAGAUCAAGGCGAUGGUGCAGUAUCCGAUUCAGGAUCUGGACCUGACAAAGUAUCUACCAAAACGAACCUCGACAGGUACAGCGGAGCCGGCGGUGUAUGAUCUGUAUGCAGUGUCGAACCACUCGGGUGAGGUGAGCAGUGGACAUUAUACGGCCUGCGUGAGGGGUGAGUCGCCGAACAGCUGGAUUAAUUUCGACGAUUCGCGAGUGUCACCGUGCGACAAGAGCGUGGCCGUGUCGGAGCACGGAUAUACCCUAUUUUAUGUUCGUAGAAAGUAAAUCUGCCGGCACAACGUCCAUAUAUUGGUUUUUGCU
This is a messenger RNA of Gamsiella multidivaricata, 3305 nucleotides long. RefSeq lists its product as uncharacterized. The transcript has 6 exons. Gene Ontology annotation, molecular function: cysteine-type deubiquitinase activity. Gene Ontology annotation, biological process: protein deubiquitination. The coding region runs from base 231 to 3269 and encodes 1012 amino acids. The record is from RefSeq and is a predicted model, not a curated record. Lineage: Eukaryota; Fungi; Mortierellomycota; Mortierellomycetes; Mortierellales; Mortierellaceae.